GGCCCGUGCAUCGGGAUGGUGGGUAAUCUGAAGAAGAUAAAAGUGGAGCUGGGUGGAGACAACUUACAUCUGGCUGUGGCGAAAUCCGACUCUAUCGAUUGCCUCAAGAGGUUUAGAAAGCGAAGUGAGCCCACCUGGAUGUUCUUGGCGGGUGGACAGCUCCUAAAUGUGGUGUUCGGAGCAGACGCGCCUCGUCUCACGCGCACCAUCGAGCAGGAGCUGCGGAAUGAGGAGCUGGUCAAGAAGGGGGAGAAGGAGCGGCCGAAGAGACUGCCUCACGAGCUCACGACACCUGAACAGGAGGUAGCAACAGCCCAAGAGAAGUUAUUCCAGGAGAGGCGGGCUCGGGAGGCGGAGGCUGUCGCGGCGAACCACCUCGCCCGGCGGGAGGCCCGCGCCAAGCGCCUGGAGGCCUACUUCAGCGACAUCUGCCCCGCGCUCAUGACGCCGCAUGCGCAGAAGAACUUGCGGAAGGUCGCUGAAGUGCUUGAGCAACACGGAGUAAUAGUGGCAGACAAGUGCCCCUGGGUGUUAGGCAAGGACGGCGCCAAGAGAUUAGCGCUAGAAGACCCCGAGUUUGGAGAAGAGCAUGUGGUGGCUACACUGGCCGAGAGACCAGCCCUCAUUCUGCUGUUGAAGAGAGCACCAGAAAAAGAGGGUUGCGUGAUAGAACUAACACGGCGAGCUCUAUAUGGUGACGGGCUGACAGACGAGGAGAAGACCGGCAAGAAGUUCCCAGCGGAUGACUUGCGCGCUGACAACAUCCCUGGUCUCUUCGUGCCGGCAGACCGGCAUCAGAGGGCUGCUGCGUUAGAUCUAUUAUUUCCCAAGAUGGUGGGUGCAGUGGUAGAACCCCCUCCUACCUUCGAGCCACCUCACAUCGCCAUGAUGUUCGGGGCCUGGCAGCGCCGCUCUGUGCUGGAGGCCGCUGAAGCCCCGCACGUCCAGAAGAGGAUCCUAAGAUACGGCUUCUUUGCUGACACGAAUAUUGAAGAGCCUAAGCUGCUGGCGAAGAACAUUGUGAAGUACGAGGAAAGACCGGAUAAGGACUACUGCGAGACGAUGGUAGUGAUGAUAGCAGUGGGCGUGUGCGAGCCGGCCCUAGCAGCCCCCGAAGACAUCCCGCCGCCCGGCGCCCCCGCCGAGCUGCUGGCGCUGGGGCCGCUGUACGUCAGCACGGACGCGGUCGCGGGAGAGGAGGAGUGCAAGAAGUUCUUCCCGCCAGGCUAUAGCGUGCCUGAGGUCAAGCACAGGCCGAAGGGGAAAAAGAAGAAGAAGAAGCGCGCAAAAGAAGACACAGUGGAGUCUACGACCGAAGCUCCUCCCGCCGAAGCGAGCGAAGCAGAGGCGAACGGCGAAGCGGACAGCGUCGCAGAAGACGAAGAAGAAACAAAUGGAGACGGGGAGGAAAAUGGGGAAAGUGACGAGGCGCAAGCUGUUGAUAAAGCUACGUCACCUCCACCAGCUUAAGAAACCAUCAUUCGAUAACAUACAUACAUACUAGAAUAGAAUAGAUUUAUUUUCAAAAUUGAUACAAGGUAUCACUUAUUGACGUCACAUCACUUAAAUCUAAUUAUAACUACUACCGCUUCCAAAGCGCAUGUGUAGAAGAAGCGGCGGAACACACUACACUGCAGUCUAUACUAGUCCAUCUCAUAUUUAUUCGUCCUUAAAAUAUUCUCGUUCA
This is a messenger RNA of Amyelois transitella, 1687 nucleotides long. Its product is annotated as thioredoxin domain-containing protein 3 homolog. The record is from RefSeq and is a predicted model, not a curated record. The transcript has 9 exons. Lineage: Eukaryota; Metazoa; Arthropoda; Insecta; Lepidoptera; Pyralidae. The coding region runs from base 16 to 1470 and encodes 484 amino acids.